AUGACGCAAGACGCCCAAUCCCAAUCUCAUGUCUCCCUCACGAAACCAACUCUCCUCGCCUCCUUACCUCCCUCCGCCCUACCUAAACCCCACGGCGGCUCUGACUCGCCUCGUUUAAUCAUGAUCGGUGAUGUACAUGGGCAGCUCGACGCGCUGGACGCGUUACUCUCCAAAGUUGGGUACUCGAGCGCGCGAGGCGAUACGGUUGUCUUCACGGGGGAUAUGGUGAACAAGGGCCCAAACAGCGGGGGUGUAGUAGACCGCGCCGUGGAGAUAGGCGCAUAUAGCGUGCGCGGUAACCACGAAGACCGUGUGCUGCGGGCAUGGGCUGAAAUGCAGGCCGAUGCAAAUACAGAUACGGAUACGGACACAGAAAUAGAUGAAGAAGCGGAAGCGGAAGGGGACGCAGAGGCAGAAGGGAAGAAAAAGAAGAAGAAACACGGACAUAAGCACAAGCAUAAGGGUAAGAAAGAAGACCGCAGAACGGCAAAGAGCCUCACAUCAGCCCAGCGCUCCUGGCUCGCCGCGCGGCCCGUCAUCCUACGCAUUGGCACUAUAUCUCCGUAUUACGGGGACAUGGUGGUUGUACACGGGGGUCUAGUCCCCGAUAUAGCGCUCGAAAAGCAAGACCCGCAAGUAGUCAUGAACAUACGAACUAUCAUCAUGCCUUCCUCCUUCUCCCCCGAGUCCCUCCUUGAUUCCCUAGAUUCAUCUAUCGACUCCUCUUCACACCCACACCUAAAGCCGAGCGAGGGCCGCGAAGGACACCCUUGGUCCAAGGUAUGGAAUGAUUUAGAGAAAGCGAAACGGAAGAAGGGGCGCCACGGGAUGCCAACAACGACAACCGUAGUCUACGGCCACGACGCCAAGACCGGCCUCAGCAUACGGCGAUACGCGUUCGGACUAGAUAGCAAUUGUGCGCGAGGCGGGGAGUUGACAGCGCUUGUAUUCGAGCCGACUUCACCUUCAACCACCGUUUCCAAUCCCCCAGACAGCAGCAAUAACAACAACGACAACGACACCGAAAAUGCAGAAAUGACAGCGUCCGAACAGCUCGAGCAGGCCAAACACGGAAUAACGCAUCGACUCGUCAGCGUCGCCUGUCGGGCUCGCUAA
This is a messenger RNA of Daldinia childiae, 1116 nucleotides long. RefSeq lists its product as uncharacterized. NCBI's taxonomy places the organism in Eukaryota, Fungi, Ascomycota, Sordariomycetes, Xylariales, Hypoxylaceae. The record is from RefSeq and is a predicted model, not a curated record. Gene Ontology annotation, biological process: polyphosphate catabolic process. Gene Ontology annotation, molecular function: phosphatase activity; endopolyphosphatase activity. Gene Ontology annotation, cellular component: cytoplasm. Bases 1 to 1116 code for a protein of 371 amino acids. The transcript has a single exon.